AUGGUCCUCCCCCGGUUUUGUCUGCGCGUGCGCACUCUGCUCACGGCGCUAUGCCUGGCGUCGCUGUUGAUCUGGUCCGUCUCGCGCUGGCGCUCCGAUCCACCACCCUCCCUCUCACAAUGGGGCCCCGCGUCGUCGCCAGAUGCUCUACCCGACCUAACAGACGCGCACCAGAAAUUCUGGUGGACGUUCCACCGGUAUCUCGAGAAAUAUGCGCCAGGAACAACCCCGAUUGUCGAGGACGAAAGAGCCCCGACGGAGCGAUUCGACCCGAACGACGCCCGCCCGCGCCCAAACUAUCUCAGCGUGGACGCCGAGGAUAUCGCCUUAAUCAAGAAUGCGCAUACGAGCUUCGUGGCUGCUAUCACGGGGGAAGACUCCGCGCCAACCCUCCCCUACGUCCCCGGCACAAAGGGCAUAGUCUCGACGGCUGGAGGCACAUACCUCCCCGUCCUGGUGAUAUCGCUACGCAUGCUACGACGAACAGGCUCAACUCUCCCGAUGGAAAUAUUUCUCGCCGACGAAGCAGAAUACGAAGAAUACAUCUGCGACGUGGUCCUUCCUUCGCUAGACGCGCGAUGCAUCGUCCUCUCACGCAUCCUCGCCGCCGCACCCGCAACGAUAGAAAAAUACCAAUUCAAGCCCUUCGCAAUGCUAUUCUCCUCCUUCGAGGAAAUCCUCUUCCUAGACGCGGAUGCCUUCCCCCUCGAAAAACCCGAAACACUCUUCCGCGCAGACCCCUUCCGCUCAACGGGCAUGGUCACCUGGCCCGAUUUCUGGGGAUCGACUGUCUCCCCGCUCUUCUAUGAGAUUGUCGGCACGACUGCGCCACCGCCGUCGUUGCGCCAGUCUACCGAGUCUGGCGAGGUAUUGGUAUCGAAGAAGACGCAUGUGCGUACGCUGCUUCUCGCUACGUAUUACAAUUACUGGGGUCCGUCGCAUUAUUAUCCGCUUCUUUCGCAGGGUGCUGCCGGCGAGGGUGAUAAAGAGACCUUCCUCGCCGCGGCGACGGCCAUGCAAGAACCCUUUUACCAAGUCAGCGAGCCGAUCGUCGCACUGGGACACCGCAAAGAUAAAGGUGGUGGUUUCGCGGGUUCUGCAAUGGCGCAGUUCAAUCCUAUACAGGACUAUGCGCUAGUUCGCACGGGCAAAGCGCGUGUGCGUGGUGACGAUGCUCCUCCACCGGAUGUGUUCUUCAUCCAUGCCAAUUUCCCAAAAUUCAAUCCCGCGACGGUCUUUGAUCAGCAUGAGGUGAAUCCGGCGUUUACGGAUGAGGGAGAGUACACGCGGGCGUGGACGAUCCCGGAAGAAGUUGUGGGUAGAUAUAGUGAGAAGGAGGAUGUUGAAAAGGCCUUUUGGAAGGAGGUUAAGUGGACGGCUUGUGAGUUGGAAGAGAAGUUUGUUACGUGGCAGGGGUAUACUGGUAUCUGUGAGCGUGUGUCGGAUUAUUGGAGGAACAUCUUUGAGUGGAAGCCUCUGCCGACGUGA
Penicillium cataractarum is the source of this 1488-nucleotide messenger RNA. RefSeq names its product alpha-mannosyltransferase. The coding region runs from base 1 to 1488 and encodes 495 amino acids. The transcript has a single exon. Gene Ontology annotation, molecular function: alpha-1,2-mannosyltransferase activity. Gene Ontology annotation, cellular component: Golgi apparatus. Gene Ontology annotation, biological process: mannan biosynthetic process. The record is from RefSeq and is a predicted model, not a curated record. NCBI's taxonomy places the organism in Eukaryota, Fungi, Ascomycota, Eurotiomycetes, Eurotiales, Aspergillaceae.